This is a messenger RNA of Ilex paraguariensis (yerba mate), 1404 nucleotides long. Lineage: Eukaryota; Viridiplantae; Streptophyta; Magnoliopsida; Aquifoliales; Aquifoliaceae. The record is from the annotation of a GenBank genome assembly.
AUUGUGCCUCAAUAAUAUUCUCUUAUUUUUUUUCUUACUUUUCUAUAAUUGAUCAAAGUUAAUAGAUUCUAGUUUGAAAUUUUUAACUUCUGCUAGUAGUUUGGGUAACUUAGAGUAUCAUGAUUCAUGACAUUUCCAGUUGUAACGGAUGCGAGUUAGCUAAAUUUUGAAUAAAAAAUUCUACUAUCUCUUUUGCACUGUUUGAUCUAGUUUUAUUCUGAUGUAUGGGAACCAACUUAGUUAUGAUUCGAUAUGAACUUUUGGCAGCACCUCUUUUUGCAAGUGUAUGAUUCGAUAUGAACUUUUGGACUAUUGAUAGAAUCUAGUGUUUAGUGCUUCUUGAAAUUUGAUCUUUUAAUCCUCUAAGGUUUACCCCCUGUGCUGUUUAUAUUUUGAUAAUGAGAACAAACCUCUCACUCUCUUUCUUGUACUUUUGGUAGGUGUAUGAGGACAAGAAGAGACAGUCCUGAUGCCGCACUUUGGAGAUUAGCUGUUGAAGGCUUCAACCGCAUUAUUGUUGAUGAUACUUGCAAAUUAGCAGCGAACUAUGGCAUAGAUCCUAGUAUUAGUAGACUUGCAAGAAUACGUAUUUGGAAAGAAAUUGCAGAUGUUUACGAAAUAUUCCUAGUAGGCUACUGCGGCCGUGCUCUACCUUCUAAUUCUCUCUCAGCGUUGGAACUUAAGGCUGAUGAGUCUCUUGAGAUGAGUAUUCUAGACAUUCUCGGUGACAAGAUUCUCAAGUCCCAGAUUGAUGCGCCUCUUGAUAUUCUGCAACGACUAGUUACCACCCUUGACCGCUGUGCAUCAAGGACAUGCUCUUUGCCUAUUGAGACCGUGGAGCUUAUGCCUUCACACUGUAGCAGAUUCUCCUUGACUUGCUUGCAUAAGUUAUUUUCCUUGAGCAGUUUCAGCAAUGAAGAUGGUGAUUGGAAUAUGACCAGAUCUGAAGUUAGCAAAACCUCAACCAUGAUACUAGUGAGCAGAUGUGAAUAUAUAUUAAAGAAAUUUUUAUCCGAUGAGAUUGACUUAGGUGCGCGACUUCACCAAUUUAAUGGUAAUUCUGAUCCAACUCUAUAUGCAGGUGAAUGUCCAUUACCACCAGCAAGAGUGGAAGAAAUUAUUUUUGUCCUCCAAGAGCUAGCGCAUCUUGUAAUUCAUUUGGACACAGCAUCGGUUCUUCCUUUGCAUCCUCACUUAAUGGGAGGUAUUUUAGAGGAGAAUCGGGGACGGCGUUCACAUUUGCUUGUUUUAUUUCCAUCCUUUUGUGAGCUUGUUAUAUCAAGGAUAGUUUUCUUGUCUUGUGAACCUUUGCUUGUGUAUGCAGAGAAGCUAGAGUUAGAGGGCUGGUGCAAGUAUUACUUAUACUCAUCUCUAAAGAACUGGGACUGCAGAAGCUUAGCCUAG